AUGGACGUCGUCCAAGAGAUUAUUACUUCGUGGCCCAAAGAUGAAGACACCUUGGAGGUGCAGAGAAGGGAGGAGUUGCUGUUUCAACAACCCAGUAUGGGUCCGGUGAAGUUGAGGAGUCACGAACCGAUCCAGGCAGUUCAUUUUGCGUCCGCUUUCAAACCCAUCAAGUUCGCACGGCCUGCUGGCAUUUAUGAGAGUCACCAUCUCCGUGUCGAAUGGCAGACGAUGGCAAAUUUUCGGCAACCAUUCUACCACCGAAAUGCAGACGUGGAUGAAUUGUCGUAUCAAGUCUGUGGUACGCGGACCCUCAUGACUGAGUACGGAACAGUCGAUCUUGAGCCAGGAGACUUCACCAGGAUUCCGGUCGGUGUUGCUCAUGAUAACUACGGUAUCGACGACAUCCACCUCCUCUUUUACAUACCGGCUCCAGUCAAAGAGUGUGGUCCUAUCGUACGACGGGCAGAGGCCCGCGAUCUGCAAUUCGAGGGCUGGGCACCAAAGGCCAUCCCGGAGGUCAUGACACUAUGCCUUGGUGGGCCGGAAUGUGACAUUGCUGCAUCUCUUGUCGACGAGACGUUGCUGCUGGAACAUGCAAAGCAUGUCGAUCAGCACAAGCUCAUCCCAGUCUUGCGCCCUCAUGCAGAGGAUAGAGGAACAUCUUGGCUUUACAAGUCUGAAUUUGUAUGGGUUGGGCACACCGAGCGGAACCCAGGUGAACAGCCCGCCUAUUAUCGUCAUCGCUUUGGUGACGAAAUUCAGUGUCAGAUUAGUGGAACAAGAACUGUGGUUACUCAACGCGGAGUCAUCGACCUCGAGCCAGGAGACUAUAUCUGCAUUCCCACUGGUGUCCCUUUCACUGAUAUUGCUCAUGAGAAGACAAUGUUCAUCUCGAUACUGACUCACCACGAGUCCCCGCCGGUCGCUCCAAUCACGAAAACGGCACGUCCAGCGACAUUUGCAGAAAUCCAGAAGCUGAGAGGCGUGCAUCUCAGGAAUGGAGAAUGA
Messenger RNA from Exophiala oligosperma, 1008 nucleotides. RefSeq lists its product as uncharacterized. The record is from RefSeq and is a predicted model, not a curated record. NCBI's taxonomy places the organism in Eukaryota, Fungi, Ascomycota, Eurotiomycetes, Chaetothyriales, Herpotrichiellaceae. The coding region runs from base 1 to 1008 and encodes 335 amino acids. The transcript has a single exon.